CGGCGGUACUUGGCUCACAACAAAAUAAAACAAACCCACGUGGCUGAGUGUUGUGUCCGAGGCUCAACUCUGUGCCGAGACAAAGCCCCAAAAUCAUUCAAACCUCAAUUUCAGGGCACGUGAGAAAAGGGGCAGCAGGAGACAGUUACACGCUGAUAGGCCAGUGAGAGGAGGACCUGAAGGCCGUGCACAACAAGACCAAGGGUUAGCAUCGGAGUGCAGCACAGCGACAAUGGGCAAAACUAACAUCAAGGUGGUGAAGGACAAUCAGAAGGCCAUUCACCCGAGAAGUAGAAAAGCAAAGCAGAUCUCAAAGAAGGUUUCUCGAGAUAUAAAGUUAAAAAAAAGAAAAGGAGACACCAACAUGAAGCUUCAGUGUCUAGGAGAUAAGCUGGCAUGGUUCAAGGAGAACAUGGAUCAGGACCUGGAUGUACUCACUCCCAGAGAUGUGUUGACAUUGAUUCAGAAAUACAUUGAUCGUAAUGCAGAAGAAGUGGAACAGAUCAACAUAAAGCACAAAAUUGGUAGUCGUCUGUCUCGUCAACACGCAAGCAGAGAGGACUGCCUAAGAAUCACCCAAGAGAGAGAAAUGGAACAGUUUUCAAAUUCAGGGUUUGAAACUGCCGACUUCUUAUCGCCUGAAUCCCUGAAAGUGUUUAAAUCAUGGAUGGGUGAACUGCGAUAUCUACCAAAUAUCAAGUUGAGAAAAUAUACAAAGCAAGGUUUAGAGGCCAUGAUUUCAGGAACUCAUGACCCAGAGGAGCAGCCUGACUCCCAUCAGAUGGAGGAAGAUUGUGCCACCAGUGAGGAUGAAGAGCAGUCCGGUGAAGAAGCGAUGGAUUAACAUGUAAAAGCUUAACACUGAUAAAGUGACAGUUUAAUUGAUGGAAAAUAGAAACUGUAAUUGUUAUGUGAUAAAUAAUAAAUAAAUGUUGAAAGUGU
Messenger RNA from Eriocheir sinensis (Chinese mitten crab), 942 nucleotides. Its product is annotated as translation machinery-associated protein 16-like. Bases 233 to 844 code for a protein of 203 amino acids. Gene Ontology annotation, cellular component: nucleus. NCBI's taxonomy places the organism in Eukaryota, Metazoa, Arthropoda, Malacostraca, Decapoda, Varunidae. The transcript is spliced from 5 exons. The record is from RefSeq and is a predicted model, not a curated record.